CAUCAACGCUCGUCAACUCUUCAUUUUUGGCAUCAGCGCCACGCCACUACCUCUCACAUGGGACCGCGCUCUUGUCUCUGAUGGCAGACCCUUUAAGUGCUACUGCGUCGGUAGUAGCUCUUGUUACAGUUACGGUCCAGUCAGUCAAGUCGCUCCAUGACACCGUCGCACGCUUCAAAGGUCGGGACAAGACUUUACAGAGGCUUCAGGAUGAGCUCCAGGGAAUCAUCACCGUCCUGUUAUCUCUGAAAGAAGUGGCUCACACAGAAGCGUCUAUAUCUAAACUUCUCCAAGGGCCUAUCGAUCGAUGCAGCGAAGUAUGCCAAGAAUUUAAACAGUCAAUGGAGUCUUUCGGUCAGAAGACUAAAGCUAGCUUUCGCGACUGGGCAAAGCUGGAAUUCAUGAGGGGCGACAUAAACGAGUUCAUUGACACGAUAUCUGGGUACAAAUCCACUAUCGCAGUUGGUUUGGGCACAAUCACUAUGUAUGUUAGUGCUAAGGUUUCCCAGCAGGCGCUCGAGGAGUAUAACGAGAUGAUACAGGACACAGUGUAUGACCUCAAUGUUCGUUUAAAGCGUGUCGAUGAGAAAUUGGAAGGCUAUUCGAACUCGAACAUCUCCGCUCCAGACAUCAACCUUGACGACGAAAAAGAGGUUACUCAGAUGUGUCUCCGUAUUUGCGAAGAUGCGAAGCUAUUCCUCGAAUCCCUAAAUCAACAAUCGACUGUUUUACAGGACGGGAAAGACGCUACAGGGACCGAUGAGCAGCACAGCUUCGAGGCACAGCUGCUUACGAGCCAAGCUCUAGGCAGGAAUCGAGACAACUUUGUAAGCAUCAUCGGUCAUCUCCAGGACCGCCUACAAGCUUUGAUCCUCAACGACAAUCCGAAGAAUGACAAGGAGAGAAAGCGCCUGCUCGAAGACAUCAAUGUUUCUAAGCAGUGCUUGGAAGUAUGUAAGGUGGCAAGCGAAGCUUCGUCUCAAAAGAUCUACAGGGUGGGGGAGGUUGUAGCUGACGGUGACAGCGAUCAAGUGGUGGCGAAUACUUUGGCUGAUCUGUUUGAUGUCAAGAAAGCCAUAUCUAAGGAUCAUUCAGCACAACUGGUCGGCUCCAUGUCAGGGGAGGACCUCCGGUUCUUGGCGGAGAAACGUUACGAAAGUCGCUUUGGAGCCUUUGCUCCCAAGUCCAAUCCUGCCGUUCGCCCAGGUCAAAGUGUCGACACGGAACAAGAGACUAAGUCGACUCCACGUCAGACUAGCCCUUCAUCUUACACGCAAUUGAGACCUAAGGGAGAGAAGCCAUCUUCGAACGAGAUAAGGAAACGGAUAGACUAA
Messenger RNA from Macroventuria anomochaeta, 1334 nucleotides. RefSeq lists its product as uncharacterized. NCBI's taxonomy places the organism in Eukaryota, Fungi, Ascomycota, Dothideomycetes, Pleosporales, Didymellaceae. The record is from RefSeq and is a predicted model, not a curated record. The transcript has 2 exons. Bases 81 to 1334 code for a protein of 417 amino acids.